This is a messenger RNA of Rhodamnia argentea, 1479 nucleotides long. RefSeq names its product two-component response regulator ARR14-like. The coding region runs from base 63 to 1370 and encodes 435 amino acids. The record is from RefSeq and is a predicted model, not a curated record. The transcript is spliced from 4 exons. Gene Ontology annotation, molecular function: DNA binding. Gene Ontology annotation, biological process: phosphorelay signal transduction system; cytokinin-activated signaling pathway. Lineage: Eukaryota; Viridiplantae; Streptophyta; Magnoliopsida; Myrtales; Myrtaceae.
AGUAGAAGAGUUAAGACAGAGAGAGAGAGAAACAGAGAGCGACGUGCAAGAAAAACAGAGCAAUGGAAGGGGUGACCCACAACGAGAAUAGUAAUGUUUUGAGUGAGGAUGGUGAUCAAUUCCCAAAGGGUUUAAGGGUUCUUGUGGUUGACGACGACGUCACCUGUCUCCACCUUCUGGAGAAGAUGCUUCAACAUUGCUCGUACCAAGCGACCAAGUGCCAGCGAGGAGAGGAUGCGUUGUCCAUGAUUCGAGAGAGGAAGGGCUGGUUCGAUAUUGUCUUGACGGAUGUUCACAUGCCUGGCAUUGAUGGACUUCAGCUCCUCGCCGAGAUUGCUAACAUGGGGGUAACCUUGCCUGUAGUCUUGUUUUCAAGCGAUGCUGAAAAGGACACUGUCCUGAAAGGAGUGAACAGCGGGGCUUGCGACUUUCUAGUGAAGCCAAUUCAAAUCAGCACCCUCAAGAUCCUAUGGCAACAUGUGCUACGGAGCAACCGAAGGUCAAGCAACAAUUCUAUUAAAGGAUUGGAGACGCUGCACGCCCUGACCACAUCUUCAUCUAUCGACACCCGUGCUCUGGCAGAGAAUGAGGAAGAAGAGAAUUCUAAAAGCUUGAAAAGGAGCAGCGAAGAUGAAGCCGAUCAUGGCCAGAGCCAAAGCCCAGCGAAGAAACCCCGCAUGGUAUGGACACCUGAGCUGAACCAGAUGUUCAUCAUGGCCGUCAACAGUCUCAGUAACGAUGAUGCCAAACCCAAGAAGAUAUUGCAGAUUAUGAGGAAAAUGGCUGGUGUUCCUCAUCUCACUCGGCAAAAUGUCUCCAGCCACCUUCAGGUAAGAGUCCUUAAUUCAACCUCACUCAGAAAGAUCAACAGCAAAUUGGGAAAACAGACAUACCAGUGCUUUAACAAUAGUAUUUGUUCCUUGAACUUGCAGCGAGACAUGCUAAUUAAAUCGAGAUUCUUGAUUGUGCAGAAAUACCGCACGAGCUCUAAGAAGAUAGGGGAAGCCUCGGACCAUCAAAGUGCACAUUCUUCUCUCCUUGACAGCCCUGGCUUCGCCAAUCUGACUCAUUCCGCUCCACCAUCAUCAUCAUUAAUCGGGUACCAAAUGGGGCUCCAAUCACAACCGAUUGCCCCGUUGCAGCAACCGAACCCAAUCCAAAGCUGCGGUCGCCAACAGCAAAUGACUGAAUCGGGUCAAUGCCGAUCGUAUGCUCAUGAGCCAUUCGUUGGGUUCACCUCGCCAAUGAAUAACAGCACACACCCUCCUCAUGAUCAAACGUAUUUAGUGCAGGAUAUCUUUGACGAUCUUGGCUUUUGGGAAGACGGUGCCUUUCUUGACAGCUACAUCCAUGACAUCGGCGCCAUGUAGAACCUAAAGAUUAAUCUUCCUGCGGCGGCAUAUUUCUGUUGAUAAUUUGCACAGAUGAGCUUGACUCUGUUAUUUUUGUACUGUAAAAUUUUUCAUUAGAACCGUUGAC